Messenger RNA from Octopus sinensis (East Asian common octopus), 3514 nucleotides. RefSeq names its product PAX-interacting protein 1-like. The transcript has 3 exons. Lineage: Eukaryota; Metazoa; Mollusca; Cephalopoda; Octopoda; Octopodidae. The coding region runs from base 1 to 2097 and encodes 698 amino acids. The record is from RefSeq and is a predicted model, not a curated record.
AUGACUUGGUACUGUGAACCAGGACACCGUCCCAAAGUUGUUCGGUUCGUUAACUCUCGGACAAGUCUCACCUGCAUGCAAUUAACCGCAGAGUCAGCAAUUAAUGUUGGAAAUCUUGGUUCACGAUGCUGCCGCAAAAACACGAGCCGUCACUUGCAUUCUCCGUUCAUGCACGGAAAAUAUUUCAGUACACGAAGAAUUUACUUGGAAGAUUUGGCUGUUGAAGUUAAAACUAUUACUAAGGGUGAUGGACUACAGCAACCGCUGACCGCUUUCGAUGAAACUUCACCAUCCAGUUUAGAAACGGUUGACGGUGGCUAUCCAACAAGAUCUUACAAGCAGACAGCUCCAUCUCCGAAGAGAGUAAGAAUCGCACCGACGAUGCAAGUGAACGACGGGCACGGUAAAGAACGUACAUUACCCACAAUUGUGGUACCUCAAGACGGAAAAGACAAAUUUGGUUCGGGUUCGACUUCGGGUUCGGCUUCUAGUGCUAGUGCUGGCGCAGGUGUUGGUGGUGGUGCUGGUGCUGGUGCUGGUAGUGUUGGUGUUGCUGGCGGUGCUGGUGGUGCUGGUAUUGCUAGUGGUGCUGGUGCUGGGGUUGCUGGCGGUGCUGGUUCGAAUACCAUGCCAACAGGCUAUCAGCAUUACCAUUAUCAACCAACGCAAAUCAAGGGCCAUCCGAAAUCUUCUCCAAAAGAAGAACAUGUCGGCCGAGCAGUUAGCUCUGACUACGAGCCAGUCCAGAAUCUUCCAGAAGCCACUGCCACGGGUAGCAUGAGUACCGGCGGUGUUAUGGCGGGUGGUGAAAGUGGUGCCAGUUUUAGGAGCGCAAGUGGUAGUCCUGGUGUCGCUACUGUGGGAGGAAGCGGUGUGGCUGUGGCCGCAGGUGGCGGUGGUACCAGUGUUAGCAGUAGUGGUGGUGGUGGUGAUGGUGGAGUAAUUAUUAGUGGUGGCGGCGGUGGUGUAGCUGUUAGUGGAGAAGGAUCGGAUGUAUCGUCAACGCUUCAAUCGCAGCAACAACAUCAUUAUCAACAACAACAACAACAACAGCAACAGCAGCAGUACUCGACCCAAAGCAGUUUCUCGUCUUCCUCUGCUGGUCAAGCUUCCGCUGACCAGUCGAUGCAAAGGCAUUUCCAGGCACCAUCUUCUCACGUACCGGCCAGUGGAUAUGCCACAGCUCCUCGUUCGCUCCACCAGUAUCAUCCAAGCGAGCCUGUAGCCGGCGGUAAUUUGGCCGCGUCUUCCGGCGCCGUCAGCAGCAGCAAGUACGCGACCACCUCGAGACACCAUGCCGCCGAUUCGUCUUUGGCUCGGAACCAGCAAUACCAACAGCUGUUGCAGCAGCAGCAAGAGCAACAGCAGCAACUGCAGCAACAACAGCUGCAACAGCAGCAACAACAAUUUCUACAACGCCAGCAGGAACUGAUGCAAAAGCAGCAACAGCAGUCGCAGCAGGAACUGAUGCAAAAGCAGCAACAGCAGUCGCAGCAGAAGCACAUGCAAUUUCAGCAGCAAAUGCAGAUCCAGCAGCAGCAACUGGAGCAGCAACUUCGUCAGCAAAAACAACAACAGCAGCAACAAUUGUUACUCCAACAACAGCAGCAGCAACAAGAACUGAUGUUGCAACAGCAGCAGCAGCAGCAGCAGCAGCAGCAACAACAACAAAAACAGCAACAAUUGCAACAAUCGCAACAAUUGCAACAAUCGCAACAAUUUCGAUCGGCCAUUGACGAAUCGAUGCGCUCGACUCCCACACCUACUUUAGAGCGAACCCCUUUGCUUCAAGCUCAAGGUCAACUGGGUGGUGUUUCACCGAUUCAGAAACCGGCCGGUUACAACGUGACGUCAUCGACCGUGGUGCGUUCGACGACCUCCAGCCAGCACGAAGACGACGAUUACGACGAAGCCGACGGUAUCUCUGCAAUUGGUUCCUACCCGAGGCGUCAGUGGCUGCAGGAUAUGGACAACCCACCAGAACCGGCACCGCUCCAGUAUCCGUCGGCCAAGCGGCCCAUGACUUUCCAACCAACUAGUUCUUCGAAGGUUAGCAUUUACGACAAUGUUAACAUACCUUUCAUUGACGGUCAGUGAGUAAAGGGUGGGGGAGGUGAUUGAGGGUGGGGAAUUGAGUGUAGUGAUGGUGGUAGUGGUGGUAGUGGUGGUGGUGGUAAGAGUGGCAGUAAUAUUGUUGGCGGUGAUGAUGUUGAUGGCGGCGAUUGUAGUAAUAGUGAUUGCCUACGUAGUGGAGAUGGUAAUGGAGGCACUGAUGGUGGUGAUGACGAUGGCGAUGGUGAAGGUGAUGGUCUAUGUAGUAGUGGUGUUAGUGGUGAAAAAUGAACGAUUGUGGUGGUAGCAGUGGUGGUAUCGACUGGAGUGGUGGGGAGGAGGAAGCAGUCGGAUGGUAGUGACUGGUGAUGGGGGGGGGGGGAGAUUUCGAUAGAUGGCAGAGACGGUGGGGUGGAACUGUAGCAAAAAUAGAGUUGUAUAAUGGAUUUGUAGUGUUAAAUAUGAAUGGUAAGGAUAGUAGAAGUGGUAGUGGAUUUUGCAACGGAUAAAGGUUAAUAUAGGACGGCAGCACUGUAAAAAAUUCUGGUCGGGUGGAAUGAAGGUAGUAUUAUUGGCAGACGGGGGUGGAUCAUUUCGGUUUCAAGACAUGUUUUAUUAAUUAGGUAUAAAUGAUAAAAUGAAAAAAAAUAUUCAUUUAUUAUAAAACGGUUUCAAUCCAACAUGGUGGAAGCUGAUAUCCAUAUGAUGAUGGCGAUGCCGGCGGCAUGUCGAAUUUAACUGAUAAUCCAAACAAGCGAACGGAUUCAAUUACAAGAGGAACAGAAAUAUUUAUUGGACCUCAAUUUAAGACAAAAGAGAAUAAAUAAAGUGUUUACACCAAGGAACAUACGAUGAAAGUAAAUUUUACCUGAUGACGCAAAGCAAACUUUAAAAAAAAUAAUGUGACGUUAUCUGUUUUAAUCAUUUGGCCAUCUCAACUACAUCAUUAUGCAAGAUAUCGAGAUAUACUCCUUGCAAAAGAACCGAGGCGGUCAUAGUUGGAAUACCUCUCGAUCAUGGAUCUUGUAGUUCUGGUUUCAAUUAGAGGUAAAGAAGACCAGCAGUGGCCCUCAAUGGUGAUACACAACCUGAUGGGAAAAGUAGUACAUACUCAAAUUUACGCACUGCUACCGUCUUUUGCAGAAUGAAAGUGACUGUUUGGGACUUGUGUCUUUCAUAGCAAAAAAUGUUAGAUAAGCCGAAUGGAAACAGAAUUAUAUAUUUAAAACAAAAAGCAAAAAGAGAGAGAGAAACAAAACAAUUUUUCGGGAAGUUAAAGUAUGAAACAAGAGAUCAAAAUGGACUCCCCCCACACACAUUCACGUGCACAAUAUUAAACAAGAGAAAGGAAAGAAUAAUUAAGCAUGACAGAAGAACUGGAAUGGAAAAGCAUGAGUGAAACGAAAAAGCAGGUCAUACGAGGGAGGAAGAGAAAUAUAUAAUAAAAGAAUGUUUAAAUUGA